Messenger RNA from Clonostachys byssicola, 1254 nucleotides. NCBI's taxonomy places the organism in Eukaryota, Fungi, Ascomycota, Sordariomycetes, Hypocreales, Bionectriaceae. The record is from the annotation of a GenBank genome assembly.
AUGGACUGGCUGGGUAGAGCCAAAAUCCGAUUCACGCAUGCUGCCUCCCCGCUGAAGCUUGAGCGUAGAGACGGCGAAUCGACGGACCUGCUUCAAGUUUGCGAGCAGUCAAUACCACCUUGCAAUUUGAACCCUCUCCUGUUCAAUGGGCAUCUUCAGACUCUCUGGGCGACUGUCAGGCAAGAUGCACCUCCGAUAUACUACAAGCGCCGAGUAUUUGAAGCGGACAAUAGAAAAUAUCACGGCACAUUUGCGGUAGACUUUGUGGUCAAUCCUUUCGCUGAGGUUGAUAACUUUCUGCCCCCAAGAACCGUUUUUUACACGGACGAUGAGUUCCAGGCAGUUGGUUCAGACGAUACAAAGCCCCAGCUUAUUGUGCUUCAUGGUAUGACUGGAGGAUCGUACGAACCUUACCUACGCCACUGCAUCGCGCUGCUCAGGGAAGGCUGGAGCAUAUGUGUCGUCAACUCUCGGGGCUGCGCUGGCAGUAAAAUAACCAGCGAGGUUCUGUACAAUGCCCGGGCGACUUGGGAUUUCCGACAAGUGGUGGCGUGGUUCAAGCUGAAGUUCCCUAAUCGGCCCCUUUUUGGCUUGGGUUUCUCUCUUGGUGCCAACAUGCUUACAAAUUAUUGCGGAGAAGAGGGCGAGAGGUGUCUCUUGAAGGCUGCAGUUGUCUGCUCCAAUCCCUUCAACUUGGAGGUGGUCAGUCGUGCCCUCUUACGAACAUAUAUUGGAAAAUUCGCCUACUUAAGAGCUAUGGGAGAAACAGUGAAAGAAUUUACGCAGAAUAACGAGAGAGAGAUAAAAUUAUAUACCGAUAUAGACUACGACCUAAUUAUGAACAUCACAACUCUAACGGAGUUUGAUACAGAGGUCCAUUGCAAGACUUGGGGAUAUCCUACCGUUUUCUCAUACUACCGUGAUGCCUCUUCAAGCGACUCGGUCCUUGCAAUCAAGAUUCCAUUCUUAGCUCUACACGCAGUAGACGACCCCAUUGCAGUAGAUGAAGCCAUACCUUAUGAGGAGUUUUCGAAAAAUCCUCACACGAUUCUCUGUACAACUUCGCUUGGUGGUCAUCUCGGCUGGUUUGAACCUAAUGGAGAUCGCUGGCAUGCUAAGGCAGUGAGAAAUUUCCUCAACAAGUUUGCCUUCGACAUCGAAUUUGAUCAUAAGUCUCAGGACUCUGAUUAUAGGAUGAAGAGUUCCAAGGAAUCAAUGUCUUUUGAUCCAAUGAGAAGAAAAGUCAAUACAUAA